Molecule: messenger RNA, 1819 nt
Organism: Monopterus albus (swamp eel)
Lineage: Eukaryota; Metazoa; Chordata; Actinopteri; Synbranchiformes; Synbranchidae
Gene: galk2
Product: galactokinase 2
Exons: 10
Coding region: 321-1697 (458 amino acids)
Biological process (GO): galactose metabolic process; carbohydrate phosphorylation
Cellular component (GO): cytoplasm; cytosol
Molecular function (GO): galactokinase activity; ATP binding
Source: RefSeq, a predicted model, not a curated record
ACCCGCCCCCCGUUCUACUGUUUCAUUCCCACUCAUAAGGCAUUCAGUAUAUGUCUCUUCAUACUUGCUCUACUCAAGCACAAGAACAAGAUAAUCUAAAUAAAGAAAAAAGAGGAAACAACGGGGCAGAGCUGGUUUCGGUGUGACACAGUUUCUUCCGUGUUUUUGCAUUGUAGCCUAACGAAAAAUUUACCGCCCGCAGUUCAGCCAUGUAGCUUCCGGGAUCAUCAUGUGACGGUCAGCUGAUCUCCGCUAGGAUAUAUGCAGAAGCUCUCCUGUCUGGCAACGAGUGUGCAUUCAUCGUUAUCUCAGAGGCAGAAAUGGCCACAUACCCACCAAAGUUAAAGAUUGCUACUGCUUCUAAUGAAAGGCUGCAAAACUUGAAAAAUACUUUUGAAGCAAAGUAUGGAGUAUCUCCUCUCUUUUAUGCAUGUGCACCUGGAAGGGUAAAUCUUAUAGGAGAGCACAUUGACUACUGUGGCUAUUCUGUGCUUCCAAUGGCCAUUGAACAGAAUAUCCUCGCAGCGGUCUCAGUGAACAAUUCAGGGACGAUCCAACUGGCCAACACUAAUCCUCAGUACAAGGACUUCACUGUGUCAUGUUCAGAGGACAUUGCCAUAGACAGAGACAAUCCAAAGUGGCAUUAUUAUUUUCUCUGUGGAGUUAAAGGUAUUCAGGAGAAGUUUGGGAUUGCUCAUUUAGCAGGGAUGUCAUGUGUUGUAGAUGGAACCAUUCCUCCGAGCUCAGGUCUGUCCAGUUCUAGUGCCUUAGUUUGUUGUGCUGGACUCCUAACAAUGGAGGCAAAUCAAAAGACCCUGUCCAAGGUGGAACUUGCUGAGAUUUGUGCCAAAUGUGAGCGCUACAUUGGCACAGAGGGAGGUGGCAUGGACCAGUCUAUCUCAUUCCUGGCAGAGAGAGGAACUGCAAAGCUGAUAGAGUUCCAGCCUCUGCGGACCACUGAUGUUAAGCUACCAGAUGGGGCCGUGUUUGUGAUCUCCAACUGCUGUGUAGAGAUGAACAAAGCUGCUUCUUCUCAUUUUAACAUCCGUGUGGUGGAGUGUCGAAUCGCCACAAAGAUGCUGGCCCAGGUGAGGGGUCUGGAUUCAAACAGGUUGAUGAAGCUGGCCCAGGUUCAGCUGGAGAUGAAGGCCUCGCUGGAGGCGAUGCUGGCAUUGGUGGACAAGGUUUUACAUCCUGAGCCAUACAGUCGAGAGGAGAUCUGCAAGGUGUUGGGCAUCACCUCCGAGCAGUUUUCCACAGAACUGCUGAGCGCUAACACUCAACAUGUAACACAUUUCAAGCUGCACCAGCGAGCCAAGCACGUGUAUGGUGAAGCAGCACGGGUGCUGCAGUUCAAGACUGUGUGUGACUCUGAACCAGCUGAAUCCCUUCAGCUACUGGGAGACUUGAUGAACCAGAGCCAUGCAAGCUGCAGAGACCUGUAUGAGUGCAGCUGCCCUGAACUGGAUCAACUGGUGGCCAUCUGUCUGAAGUCGGGGGCUGUGGGUUCCCGGUUGACAGGAGCAGGCUGGGGUGGCUGUGCAUUCUCUAUGGUGCCCAGUGAGAAGGUGGAGUCUUUCUUACAGGCAGUGAGAGAAGCCUACUAUCUCCCUGAUCCACGCAGAGCAGCAAUGGAAAAACAAAGUUUGUUUCUAUCAAAGCCAGGUGGAGGAGCUGCAGUUUUUCUUGAUGAGUGAGAUGCAUCACACUAUUGUAUAGGUUUAAUUAUACAGGUGUGAUUCAUUUUCAAUAAUAUAUUCCUGAAGGGACGUAGAGGGAUUUUUUUUUUUUUUUUUUUACAUUUAGUCUUGAAAUGAGG